Vitis riparia (riverbank grape) is the source of this 1662-nucleotide messenger RNA. Its product is annotated as beta carbonic anhydrase 5, chloroplastic-like. Gene Ontology annotation, biological process: carbon utilization. Bases 554 to 1540 code for a protein of 328 amino acids. The transcript is spliced from 10 exons. The record is from RefSeq and is a predicted model, not a curated record. Gene Ontology annotation, molecular function: zinc ion binding; carbonate dehydratase activity. NCBI's taxonomy places the organism in Eukaryota, Viridiplantae, Streptophyta, Magnoliopsida, Vitales, Vitaceae.
GUUUCAGGUAGAAAUAGAACAGUGCCUUUUCUUUUCCAUUAAGUAAUGAUUAUAAUUCAAUCCAAAAAUUCCACUUGAAAAUUGUGCUAGGGAGACUUUAAUUAUGUACUUCCAAUAGCCUCUAAAAGAGAGACAAAAAUGCAGCAUACACCUUAUGGGGAGAUGCACUCUACGAGGAAAUGUCUAUCUUGGCAAACAAGGAUGAGCUUCAAGAAUCAAAACUAUUGUCAGUUACGUGUAGAAUGGAAACAUAUGUUUUGGCAAAUCAAAGAAAGCUAAUAGAGAUGCAAGACUGUCCUGGUCGGUGACCCUUCAAAGGGUCUAAUUUUAUGUGGGCAUUGGAUUUGGAUAAGAAUGCCAUGAGUGCCUUUUUUUUCACUUUUUUUUUUUUUUAAUUUAAUUUUUUUUUUUUGGGUCCUCGUGAUAUUUCCUCACAUGGAUAAGCAUGUACUCAUCUAAAUAUUUUAGUUUCUACAAUCAUAUUCUAUAGUAAGUAUUAAAUAUGGGUGGUGGUAGUUAAAAAUAUACCAAACUUGAGAGCGGGAACAGAGCCAUGCACUCGCGGAUCCGCUCUGGAAUUCGUUGGAUUGGAUCAACAAUGGCAGCUCUUCGACCUUCUUCUGUAUCAUUCGAUUCUUCUGUUUCCGGACCCACUAAUUCCUUCAUGGGUCUUCUCCACAAAUCGCCUAUCUUUGAUUCUCGGAAGAAAUUGGUGAGAGUUGGCGAAACCCAUUUGGGAUCGUUACCUUCAGUCAAGAGAAAUUUGGUUUCAAGAUUGGAGGCUUCAAGUGAUUCAUUGGGACGUGGUCAACACCUUACGAGCAAUAAGAUGGGAAAUGAAAUGGAAAGUCUGGAUAAAACUGAUCAGGGACUGGAUUUUUUUGAAGAGUUGAAGCACAGGUUUCUCUGUUUCAAGAAGCAAAAGUACCUGGAAGAACCAGAGCACUUUCAAGCUCUUGCCAAAGCUCAAUCUCCAAAGUUCAUGGUGAUCGCUUGUGCAGACUCGAGGGUAUGCCCUUCCAACAUCCUUGGUUUUCAACCAGGAGAAGCAUUCAUGAUAAGAAAUGUGGCAAAUCUCGUGCCCCCAGUAGAGAACGGACCAUCAGAAACUAAUGCUGCCCUCGAGUUUGCUGUGAAUACUCUUGAAGUUGAAAAUAUAUUAGUCAUAGGACACAGUAGCUGCGCAGGAAUUGAGACCCUUGUGAGCAUGCGAGAUGAUGUGAAUUCCAGUAGCUUUGUUGAAAAUUGGGUUGCCAAUGGGAAAGUUGCAAAAUUAAGAACAAAAGCUGCUGCCGGCCAUCUUGGCUUUUACCAGCAAUGCAAACACUGUGAGAAGGAAUCAAUCAACCACUCCUUGCUGAACCUGCUAACGUAUCCAUGGAUAGAAGACAGAGAAAGGAAAGGACUUCUUUCUAUCCAUGGAGGUUACUAUGAUUUUCUGAACUGUACAUUUGAGAAGUGGACAAUUGAUUUCAAGAGAAGCAGCAUUGAAAAAGAAGGGCCCAAAUGCUUGGUCAAAAACCGAGCAUUUUGGUGCUGAGUUUCUACUUCUCUAUCCCACAAGCGAGAUUUUCACCAUUGCAUGAGAAUGUAAUUAACUUCUCUUUGCUUGUAAAUAUAGAAAAUCCAUUUGGAAUUGAAAAUGGCAUAUGUUUUCUCUUA